Dimorphilus gyrociliatus is the source of this 2287-nucleotide messenger RNA. NCBI's taxonomy places the organism in Eukaryota, Metazoa, Annelida, Polychaeta, Dinophilidae. The record is from the annotation of a GenBank genome assembly.
CAUUUCAGGACGCGAAAACAUGGCAACGGCGAUGAAAAACCCUCACACCCAGGCGGUUUUUACGAAUUCUUGUGUAAAAACUGCACCGACAUCUGAUAAUGGAGCAAGUAGGGUUAUACAAGAUACAGAGUCACAAGAAUUCGCAAGAACUUGGAAUGAAGAAGACUUAUAUGACGAUGAUUACGACUCAAAUGAUUUACGCGCCACUACGAACGCGUCAAUGCAAGUCGAUUUGGCAAACUUAACUGAUGAUGAAUUUUAUCAGAGACUUGUCAAGUUGAGGUUGGAGCACAAAAAGACACUAGACCUUUAUGCCAAAAUGUAUAAGGAAAAGGUAGAUGGUGAAAGUUUGUCAGAAUCGCAGGAAUUUGUAGAUACAAGCAGAUCUUUUGAUGCCGGCCGACCACCAACUGGAAGAAGUCGCUCGAGAAAGGUUCAAAGAUCAAAAAGUCCCACCAGAUCCCCUUAUGAAUCAGAAAAUAGUCGGGGUGCAAGUCCAGUCCAGGCACAUCGUUGGAAAUUAGUGCCCACUGGUAAUACUGCCAGUCGCGGUUACGAAAGUGAUAAUGGAUCCACACAAAAUAGACGACCCAGGUCCAUUUCACCCUCCAGAUCUAGGAACUCUAGAAAUAGAUCUCGAACACCAGAUGGUCGGCAUGCUUCAAAGUCUUUGAUUGAAGGCAUGUGGAACGAUUUCUCCGUUUCCGAUUACGCUCCAAGAAUAUCUAGAUCAGCAUCACUUUCAAGGCUUUCCUCAGCUUCUGAAUCGUUUCAGAAACGUGAAUCAGCUAAACGUAUGAAAUCUGCUAAACUAAACGCCUGGCGUCAUAGAGUGACAAUUCCAAAACCAUUCAAUUUGACGGAAAGUAAAGGUGUCAAAACGAAAGCAAUGAAAGAUCUUGACGAUGCACGUGACGUAAAGCUCAAAGAAGAAAUGGCCGAAUGUAACAAAAAAUUUAAGGCUAUUCCAGUACCCGCUCAUAUUUACAUACCUAUGUUCGAUGAGAUUAACGAAGAAAAGGAGACACGAAGAAGACUCUUCAGAGACCAUUGUCAUAGUUUGGCAAAAUCCGAAGAAAAACCAUUCAAAUUUAUGAAAAGAGAGGAAGAGAGAAGACGCUACAAAUCUGACGUUCAUAAAUGUCUGACAGAAGGAGAAGUACUACCAAAGCAUAAAUUCCAUGCAAAACCAUUUCCAAAACACAUGUUUGAUGGUACUCAAGAAGAGAAAAUAAAGGAGGAAGAAGAGUUAAAAAAGAUUAAGAAACAUAUGAGAGCCAAAGAACUACUUAGAGAAUCUUCCCUCCCAAGAAGUAUGGCAGUAAAUGGACAAGCCUAUGCAGAAAAUAGAUAUCGCACAGCAAAAUAUGCAGAAAAAGCUAAAAAAUUGGGAAUUUCAUCGGAGACCGAUUUUAAACCUCGCAUCUCCAAAACUGUACCAAAUUUCGAAAAGAUUCAUCGUAAACAAUCGCAAAAAGACAUGAAUUGUCAUCGUGAAGUGAGAACUUCGACUGUUUGUAAGCCAUUUAACCUGAGAACUUCACAAAUUCCGUCCAGGAGGGAAAAGAUUUACGAAGAUAUCAUGAACGAUGAAAGAUAUCUUUCAGAAAAUAGAUCAGCCAUGUCCACUUCAUUAGACGCUAUUCCGGCAAAAAUGACCUCAGCUCAUGAAAAGAGGAUUACUUCUGCCAAAACAAAACAAGAACAGGAUAGGGAAAAAGAAUUAAGGAAAAGAAAAGAAGAAAGAUCAAGGAGAGAGAAAACUAAAGAAUUGGCAAAGGUUGUUCUGGAAAAAGCAAAGGCUAAUGAUAGAUCUGUAGAUCUAAAGUCUUCAGGGCCAAAUAAACUUAAAGCGCUAAAGGCAGCUGAAAAGCAGAGAAUGAGAGACUAUCAAGAACAAUUGAAAGAAAUGAAUGAAAGAGUUAACUCUAAACAAUUUCUUUUUGAAAGGACCACCAUGAAAAAUGCAGCUCAAACAGCCGACAGAAGAUAUAAUAAACAUUUAUUGGAACAUGGCGUUCAGCCAGAGACAAUAGAAAGAAAUGCAUCCAAAAGAUACGCAUUCGAAUCUGACUAUGGUUCGGAACCUGCAGAUAGAGAGGAUAAUGACAUUCUCGGACAAACUUUCGAGAAAAGCCACGAUGAAUAUUCGGUUGAUGAUAAAGAUUAUGAUGAUGAAGAUUAUGAACAGGCGUCUAAGAAAUAUUCAACCGCAGAAGAAAGUUCAUUAACCGAGUCGGUUGAAGAUGUUUCAAUUGAAUCAGGGAAAGAAGCUGCUCUCGAAUAA